Messenger RNA from Tilletiopsis washingtonensis, 2272 nucleotides. Its product is annotated as P-loop containing nucleoside triphosphate hydrolase protein. Lineage: Eukaryota; Fungi; Basidiomycota; Exobasidiomycetes; Entylomatales. Gene Ontology annotation, molecular function: RNA helicase activity; ATP binding; RNA binding. Gene Ontology annotation, biological process: mRNA splicing, via spliceosome. The transcript is spliced from 8 exons. Gene Ontology annotation, cellular component: catalytic step 2 spliceosome. Bases 53 to 2272 code for a protein of 739 amino acids. The record is from RefSeq and is a predicted model, not a curated record.
CAGCGACCACCUCCUCAUCUGCACGCAGCAGCCGCAUCACGACGGCGCCGACAUGCCGCCGCCAGCAGCACCCGCCGGCAAGCAGCCGCUCUCCGUCGAGGCGCUCCUGGCCGCGCAGCAGGACAGCCAGGCCUUGCGUCCGCGCUUCCUCUCCAAGGCAGAGCGCCAGAAGCAGGCCCUCGAGAAGCGCGACGCCGAGGUGCGCGAGCGCCAGGCACGCGAGGAGAAGGAGCGCAAGGAGCGCGAGGAGUUUGAGCGGCGUGCCCAGGCCGAAGCACGGCGGAAUGGCGGCGGCGACGAUCGCGGCAGAGGAGGCCUUGACUACAAUGGCGACCGCUCGAUGCCACCACCGCGCGCUCCGGCAGGGCGCAACGCCGCACCGCACGCUCCUGGCAGAGCACCGCCUGCAGGGCCGAGCAGCGGGGUGCAGUACCAGCAAUACGAUCCCCGCCGCGACCGUCUGCAGGGUGCGCGUGACCGGCAGCAGGCACCAGCCGAUGCACCCGCUGGACCUCGCAACGGUGCAGCACCUGUGGCCAGCAGCAGCAGUGCAGCGACGAGCAGCGCCUCCACGCCAGCCGGUGCCGCGCCGGUGACGGAGGCAGAGCAGGCGCUGAUCCGCAACCGCUACCUGGGCAUUGCCGAGGUGCACAAGAAGAAGACGCGGCGCAUGCUCAGCGACAAGCGCUACAUGUUCACGCACGACAUGGCCGAGGACACGAGCGACCGCGUCAAUCCGGAGCUGUUUGGCAGCAGCAUCGAGGCGGGCGUGUUUGGCGCGGGCGGACGGGCGGGCAUGGAUCCGGCGCAGAGGGGCGCCAUCACUGCGAACGGCAUCGACCCGCUGAAGCGCAGCGGCGGCAAGUCGGCCUUUGCGGAGAAGCACUGGACGGAGAAGAGUCUCGAGGAGAUGAAGGAGCGCGACUGGCGCAUCUUCCGCGAGGACUUUGCCAUUGCAGCGCGCGGCGGACACAUUCCGCGGCCGCUGCGCAGCUGGAAGGAGUCGACGAUCCCGCGUGAGAUUCUGGCGAGCAUCGAGGACAUUGGCUAUGCCGAGCCGUCGCCUAUUCAGCGGCAGGCCAUCCCGAUUGGCCUGCAGAAUCGCGAUCUGAUUGGCAUCGCCGAGACGGGUUCCGGCAAGACGGCGUCGUUCGUCAUCCCGAUGCUGGCCUACAUCUCCAAGCUGCCGCGCAUGUCCGAGGCGAACCGGCAUCUUGGUCCCUACGCGCUCAUCAUCGCCCCGACGCGCGAGCUGGCGCAGCAGAUCGAGGUCGAGACGCGCAAGUUCACCGAGUCGCUCGGCUACACCGUCGUCUCGAUUGUCGGUGGCCGCGACAUGAACGAGCAGAGCUUCAACCUGCGCGACGGCGCCGAGAUCGUCGUGGCCACGCCGGGACGUCUCAAGGACUGCGUGGAGCGCCACGUGCUGGUGCUCAGCCAGUGCCUCUACCUCGUGCUCGACGAGGCAGACAAGAGUGUAGGUCUCGGCUUUGCCGACCAGCUCGACUACAUUCUCGACUCGAUGCCUGCGUCGAACCUCAAGCCCGACACCGAUGAGGCCGAGGACCCGACGGCGUUGGUAUCCGCGGGCGACAUUGCGGGACGCUACCGCGUGACCAUGCUGUACUCCGCCACGAUGCCUGCGAGCGUCGAGCGUCUGGCGCGCACCUAUCUGCGGCGGCCAGCGACGAUCACGAUCGGCGACGCCAACGCGGCCGUCGGCACGGUGGAGCAGCGCGUCGAGUUCAUCGCGGGCGAGGAGAAGAAGAAGACGCGCCUGAUGCAGAUCCUGCACUCGGGCUUCGAGCCGCCGAUCAUCAUCUUCAGCACGACGAAGCAGAGCGUCGACUCGCUGGCGCGCGACAUCCAGCGUGCGGGCUACAGCACGGCGGUGCUGCACUCGGGCAAGACGCAGACGCAGCGUGAGGAAGCACUGGCGAGCCUGCGCAGCGGCGACUGCCCCAUUCUCGUAGCGACCGACCUGGCCGGCCGUGGCAUCGACGUGCCGGACGUCUCGCUCGUCGUCAACUUUUCGUUCCCGACGAUGUUCGAGGCGUACAUCCACCGCAUCGGCCGUACGGGCCGAGCGGGCAAGCGUGGCCUGGCCAUCACCUUCCUGGAGAACCACGACGAGGAGUUCUUCUACGACCUCAAGAACGAGCUGGCGCGCAGUCCCAUCUCGUCGGUGCCGCGCGAGCUGGAGCGGCAUCCCUCGGCGCAGAAGCGUGUCUCGCGCGCCGAUAUCAAGCGCAAGCGCGACGAGGCCGACUGA